AUGGUUGGCUGCAGAUCGAGCUGUCUAGUGCCGCUUUCCCAGCUAGUUGGGUCACAGAUUGGUACAAACCUUCAGGCAUUCGAUGGAAUAAACAGUGGCCAUUCUUGUGAGGUUGUUAUUAGCUACAGGGUUGAAAGAUCAUAUCUUACGAACCAGAGUGACGAUGAAAUGUCGUCUUCACCAUCUCAACAUGGAGACUCGUUCCAAAAUACAGACAGCCCAGUAUACCAAUGCGAUGUAGACAGGACUAUUACGCACACACCUACGGGGUCUGCCUAUGAUGCAGAACAAAAUGCUGAUAUUGAGGAAAUUCACACACCACAAAAACGAGAAUUGGCCAUAUGGAGAAACGUUGAAGAACAAGGAGGAAUCAUUCCUGUACACCAACAGGAAGACACCGCACCAUUAGUACCGAACGGAGAAAGCGAAAUUCGGCGCAUAGCCAUCGAUGAUGUGUCAUCGAAUGGCACCGUCAACGUCGAUUAUUCGACGAUACAUGAGCGAAUAAUAUCAAAGAUAUUAAGGGAUGCAGAGGAACGACAAAUUGUGGUUACCUUCGUUAAUGAUGUCGACGAUGAUGAACGCUUUAUUGAUGGUGAAGUCGAACACACGGAUGCUGACGACACGCAAAAUAUACAUAAGGAUGGGCCCAUAGCUUACGCAUUGGAUGAUGCUAUCGUAGAUCCUCAAUGCAAAAAGGAAAAACCACAGGAAGAGACUCAACUUCUUACCAGCGAUAUCGAGUGGUUCAACAGUGCUAUUAGGUUCCUAAAGAUGAAGGAAUUCAAAGGAUAUUGCCAUCCAUUCGCUGAAAGUGAAAAGGAGUCACACAGUCUCGACAGUUGUCUAGACAAGGCAUCGCAAGACGAUUCCACGUUGUUCAAGAGUGCAGAUAGGAGAUCCGUUGAUGAAAAACAGCACACAAAUGAACACAUCUCGAAAUUAGCAACAGCUGUUGAAAACCUUGGUGGUUUGAAGCUGGAUACAGAUCUAGAUUUUAGUUUCAUACGCAAACGGAAGCGCAGUGGUACGGCUACAGACGCUACUCAGAAAUCGGAUAAAAUGAAACUAAGAAAGUCACCAUCUUCGGAAAGCACUAUGUCGACGAAUUCACAGGUUCGACCGGGUAACUAUGAUCAGAUGCAAACCAGCAACAAGGAACGUGAAAAGAUAGGGGACCACCAAAGACCGAGGGAUCGUAGGCGUAGCAUCACCGAAUUGUUUAGAAAUUAUCACUCAGAUGAUAAUAUCGAUGCAACGGAUUGUAAGUCGUUCAAGGAAUUGCGUAUAGAUGCUAACAAUACGUCCCUGGAACGAUCACUAUCGCAUUCACGUCCAGAUGGUUCGGGACACCGUGAAUCGUCGUCUAAUAAGGACGCGGUCUCUAAACGUGGUAAACUCGCUGAUGCCUGCAACUCGUCAGGAUCAACGUCUGGUAUCAAACCAGCACGACCAAAACAUAUAUCGGGUCGUAUAUUUGAGGCUGCGAUGCAACAAAACAGUGAUUGGUCUUCCGAGAUGUGGGGAUCGUUUAUUAAUGUUAUACACAGUCGGAAGAGGACUUUGGGUCAUGGAUCGUUCUCUACUGUCUCGUUCGCUUUUCUCCGAUUGACCCCGUCGCUUAAGCUCGCCGCUGCAAGGUCCAACGUUCAUGCCAAUCUGAGCAUCGCGGGGGCCGUCAGAGAUGGCGGUAUUAUGGUAUCUAAAACUAACACAACGUGCUACAAGGUGAUCUCGUCCCAAGGUAGCAAUUCUAAUGAUGAUGACAAUGGUAACUCUUUUCCCUCAGGUUCAUCGGGGGAAGUUGGGGAAUCUGGUAACAAUGUAUCGGUAGAAAAUGCAAAUGCAGCUGUAAACAAUGGCAAUGAGAAUGAGGGAGAUCUGGUCGAUCAGAUGUGCGACGUCAUAGACGGGCAUUGUGAAAAAUGCACCAACGUACGUACGCUGGAUUGCGCCGUCAAGACUAUCAAUGACGUAUUCCUACAAGCAAGGUUCCAAUAUAUCCGUGAAAAGGAAAUGAUGCUACAUUUCAAUGCCAACGUGCUGAAACCGCUGGCAUGCAGGUUCCACAAUCCAGAAGGAACCAGAGUAUACCAACUACUCAUGCCAAAAGCACAGGGCGAUUUGCUUGAAAUGUUGAAGGGAAUUAUUAAACACCGAACUGUAAACAACGUGAGCCCUAUAUACAUCGCCAACCAGUCGACAGGCAAGCAGGAGAGAAAGAUCAUAGGACUAUCAGAGACAGAGGUAAAAUUCCUCUUCUUUCAAGUUCUAUCAGGUCUAGCAUUCAUACAAAUGUGCUUCCAAGGAAAUAUAUAUCGUCACUCCGACAUCAAGUUGCAAAAUAUUCUAGUGUUUUGCAGCGAUGACAACAAGUUCAAUCCCAUGCGGUGGCGUUUGUGCCUCGCAGAUUUUGGGUGUUCAAUUAUGUUGCACCCAACACAACACCUGGAAGGAGCUGGAUUGUUUAAGAACUUGCAAGAAAGUAUAUCGAAAGAAUGGCGGUCACAUCUGUGCAACCAAUUGACAUCGUUUGUAAGAGGCACUGUACGCUGUAACGCCCCGGAAACGCUCUCGUACGACCGUCAUGGAAACCCACGCAGCAAUCGCAACAGCAACCUGUUAUCGUCAUACAGGCGUGAUUUGCUGAAUGUAACACGUCAAAAGGACGAUGGACCCCAGUUUCCAGCCGUAUGGUCGCAAAACAAUAUUAGCGAAAAUAUGGCCCCUGGGGUCCAACGUAAAUCCGAGAGAGUGGUGGGUACUGCUGACGGUGACGUUGCGGAGUAUUUCACCGUAAACAUGACCGCAGAUAUGUGGUCCGCAGGUAUAGUGUUGGCGGAGUUGGCAAAGUUCGGAGGAUACGUCCCGCCAAAUGACACCCCUAUUGACGAGAAAGACGUGCAAAGGUCGAAAUCCGACGCGCUUUCUUUGGAGUACGUUACCCAGCGUCUCAAUGGCACGCUUGGACGUGGGAUGUUCUGCAGGAACAAUGCUGUUGUGAGACUUAAGAUGCAACUUGAAUCAGCACGAGACAAGACAGCGCCCAAGGCACGACUCAAACCCUUGAAUGGUGACAAAGCGCAUCAGAAUAAUCAGGGGCCACUGACGGACGAGAACCUUAACAUGGCACUAGCGUCUGAUAUCGCAUCUAAGUGUGAUAUCGAGUUCCUAAUGCGAGUGCGCAAACUUAAGCGAGAAUACUGCUGGUGGGAGUACCCGAAGUUCUCUAAUGGGUUCUGGAGCCUUCUAGGUAACCUUCUAUCUUAUAAGCCACAUGAACGUUACCUGGCGUUUGAGGCGUUAGGCCACUCGUGGUUCGACUCAUCGGACAACAACUCGAGAGCCAUAUUCAACGAUAUCGACGCACUCAUGGCAGAGCCACAGAGACACUUGCCAAUGGAGCACUUCUACUACGUAGGGUUAUCGUUAUCGAUUCACAAUGGAGCUAAGAAGGCACAAAAUAUAUCGGACACUGCACCAUUAACCGUAAAACGUGAAGCUCUGAUGGACCUUGACAACAGCGAUCUUGUUCUAAGGAGCUUAGGAGAUUACGGUAAGGCUGGGAGAACGACCCACGCAUGGUUUGCUGGUCCACUGCACUUCAGGCUACAUGAGUUACAGGAACUUGGUCUUGCCAUCCCUGACUAUGUAGCGCAAAUUUGCCGCAGGGAAACGGUAGUUCUGGAAUCACGGGAGAAGCAGCUAUUUGGCGUGCAAGGAUACGUGCUAUCACAGUUACUUUCAGUGAAGCGACGCCACAUGCUUUCGUGGUCAGAACUUAUGUCAGCACGUGGUGUCCACCUUUUGGGCAAGAAUCUUAUUCAGAGUGAAAAUCCACUAGCUUAG
Messenger RNA from Babesia sp. Xinjiang, 3849 nucleotides. RefSeq lists its product as uncharacterized. Gene Ontology annotation, biological process: protein phosphorylation; mitotic DNA damage checkpoint signaling. The transcript has a single exon. Bases 1 to 3849 code for a protein of 1282 amino acids. Gene Ontology annotation, cellular component: nucleus. NCBI's taxonomy places the organism in Eukaryota, Apicomplexa, Aconoidasida, Piroplasmida, Babesiidae. Gene Ontology annotation, molecular function: ATP binding; protein serine/threonine kinase activity. The record is from RefSeq and is a predicted model, not a curated record.